Cylindrotheca closterium is the source of this 2964-nucleotide messenger RNA. The record is from the annotation of a GenBank genome assembly. NCBI's taxonomy places the organism in Eukaryota, Bacillariophyta, Bacillariophyceae, Bacillariales, Bacillariaceae.
AUGAGGCGAAUUCGAAGAGCACAAUCUUCUGUCAGUCGAACGAGCAAGAAAAGUCGUUCCAGCACAGUGGUUGCUCAAAGGAGCGUGGCUAGUACCACCACUAGAAGCAGGAGGAGUCUGCGCCAUGACGAUGAUCCCGGUGGCGAGCACCAAAUAGAUUACGACGACGACGACGACGACGGCGACAACUAUUUCCAAGGCUAUCACACCAAUGCAUCCGCAUCUUACCAACCAAUACACCCGCCUCCUCAUGCAUUGACACAGAGUACCAUGGGUGUUGGUAAUGUCAUUCCACACCACGCACCACCACAUAUGCACGAAGCCAUGGUAUUUGUCACAGUGGUCCAAGAUGGAUCCACCCUAGCGUUUGCUGGCUACGACGAAGAACGAAACGAAAUCAUUUUGGAGUGUGCCAACAACGUCACCACUCAAAAUGGUGACCAAGAGUCAUUGAUUGAACGAUUUUGGGAUUUGACCAAGCCUACAUUGUUGCUGUUGGGAACCAAGAUUUUGAGCAAUGCGACACUCUUGGAAACUCUCACCAAGAAACCAAACUCGAUUGCAUUGUUGAACGAUGAUAAUGAUGAUGAUGAUGAUCUACUGGGCCAUGCCCCGUCCCAAACAGCAGCUCCCAACAACGAACCAGCAGCAGGAGGAGACGUUACUGAUACUACUACUACGAUUCCUCCAUCCAUUCCAUAUCGACUCAUGAAAUCCAAAAGCCUCGAAUUGCAAUCUUGCAAAACACGAAUUCUACAAAAGCUACGGGUUCUAUCCUUGCUCCGAGGAGACGACGAUGAUGAUCAUGAUCAUGGUCAGAUCCUUGCUCGCGAACAUGCUCCAGCCUACAGUCAACGCCAACAACGGUCCUUUCCAGCCUCCUCGAAUGGUCAUAAUGUCUUUCGGCCUUCCGCCUAUCAUUCAUUGGCGGCACUGAUUGACUUUGAUUCCAGAGCCCAAGUCCAAGCACUCGGUUGCUUGAUUUCGUAUCUACAAGAGUCCGUCUUUCGAUUGGCCAUGGAUCAAGGAGUGGUGACCAUUGAUCGAAUCGUCUUGGCCAAGUCAUAUCAAUACAUGAGGGUGGAUGCUUCCACCUUGCAUUCCUUGCACAUUUUUUCCACGGAACAUCAUCCACUCCAACUCCAGCAACAGGGGAAUAAUUCCAAAGAGGGAUGGUCCUUGUUUUCGCUAUUGGACCGCACCAAGAGCAAGGGUGGUCGCAAACUACUCAAGGAAUGGAUGUUACGGCCUUUGAUCAGUCUCGACAAGAUUCAACAACGUCAAGAUGCCGUCCAACUAUUUGUCAUGGAACAACAAAAUCAAGCGGGGACACUCUUGCAAUUUUUGGCCAAGAUUGGACCUAUGGAUUCGAUACUCCUCAAAUUGCAAAAGUGUUCCACCCAACCCAAUGAUUUUCUGAUUUUGAUCAAGACGCUCUCGGCGGCCUUGAGCAUUGCUUCUACUCUUCACGACGAUCUUUUACCGCGAUUGGAUCGUCAACGACGACCAGAGGAGUGGCAAUAUUGGAACCAAUUGCUAGAGAGGUGCCAUGGAAAUCUCUUGUAUCACAUUCAAAAGCGCAUCAUGGAUGUAUUGGACGAAGAGCUAAUGUUGGAACAAGGUGGUGGCGACUUUGUUAUUCGACGAGGAUUUCAUCCACAACUGGACGAAUGGAAGGAUCAAUACGAAGAUUUGGAAGUAACUUUGGAAGGAAUGGCGGAAGAUCUCACUCAUCAGUUUCCGCACCUCAAGGAUCUUUCGGUCGUCUUUGUGCCACAGGUUGGAUUUCUUGUUUGCUUGCUCAAGGCUAUUCUAUUGCAAGAUAAGGUGGAAUUGCCCCAAGACUUUGCCCUUAUCUUUAGUCAAGACGAUGAAGCGUUCUUCAAGUGCGACGAGAUGGCAGAGCUCGACAAGAAUAUAGGAGAUUUGGAUGGUUUCAUCAAGGACACUGAGGGAAUCAUUGUGGGCGAGUUGGAGGAGGCCAUCUUGGAACACGACAGCGAACUUCGAGAGAGCUUUCUGGCCCUUGCGGAACUGGACUGCCUGUUGGCAUUUGCCAGUUGUUCUGUUGAUCUCAAGUUCACUCGACCCCAAAUGGAGCCAGCCAGUCACAAUCGGAUCGUCAUCAAGGAUGGAAGGCACCCAUUGCAAGAGAUCAUUACGGAAACCGAAUUCAUUCCCAAUCAUGUUCAGAUUGACAACACCGAACGGCUUGUUGUCCUUUCCGGGCCCAAUUACAGUGGCAAGAGUUGCUAUCUCCGCCAGGUUGGAUUGCUGGUGUACAUGGCACAUCUCGGAUGCUUCAUUCCUUGCUCCGAAGCAGUCAUUUCGGUCACUGAUCAAAUCUGUGCACGUAUCUCCACCGUUGAAACAUGUGCCGUCCCCCAGAGUAGCUUCCAGCUCGACCUUACCAACAUGGCUUCGAUUCUUCUUCGUGCGACAUCGCAAUCUUUGGUUCUUAUUGACGAAUUUGGAAAGGGUACCAGCCCAGCAUCAGGAAUUGCUAUUCUGGGAGCGGCACUGAAGCGGCUGUCUCAAAUCGGUUGCCGGACGCUUUGUACCACUCAUUUUCUAGAGAUUUUCUCUCUUGGAGUGAUUGAAGACAAUACCAAUGGAUUCAAGGCUCGUCAAAUGGCAAUCCACUUGCCCAAUGACAACGAUGAUACUGUGGUACCCCUGUUCCAGCUUCAAGAUGGAGUAGCCAAGUCCUCUGCUGGACUAAUUUGUGCGAAACGAGCUGGAUUGAACCCAACAAUUGUCGGUCGAGCCAAAGAAAUCAUCCAGACCCUGAGGAACGGAAGACAACUCACUCCAUUCCAGGAUGCAACUGCAUCUGAAUUUGAACUCUCGACGGAGGAACGAGACAUGCUCAAGCAUUUGUUCAAUGUGGAGUCGUGGGAGGCCGCCGGUGAAGGUGAAAUUCGCAGUCUCAUCCAGAAGGUUUCUUUAGUUUCUAGUGGAUAA